This is a messenger RNA of Bombyx mandarina (wild silkworm), 1030 nucleotides long. RefSeq names its product Ribose-5-phosphate isomerase (gene Rpi). The record is from RefSeq and is a predicted model, not a curated record. Gene Ontology annotation, biological process: pentose-phosphate shunt, non-oxidative branch; D-ribose metabolic process. Gene Ontology annotation, cellular component: cytoplasm. NCBI's taxonomy places the organism in Eukaryota, Metazoa, Arthropoda, Insecta, Lepidoptera, Bombycidae. Gene Ontology annotation, molecular function: ribose-5-phosphate isomerase activity.
AAAAAUAAUGAGAUAAGAGCGGCUUCUUUAAUUUGUGUGUUAAUUUACUUUAGUAGAGAUCUGUGUAAUGUAGUGAGUACUGAGUAGUAAAUCAGAAUAAUCUAAGAAUAUUAUUAUAAACUGAAAUACUGCAUAUGUAAUAAGAGAAAAUAAUAGCAAGCAAACUAAUAAGUCGUCAUUUCUUCAUACAAAGUACGACGUUGAAGAUGUCUUUAGAACAAGCGAAGCAAGUCGCGGCGUAUCAAGCUGUCGAUCAAUUUGUUACGAAUAAUUGCAUUUUUGGUGUCGGUAGCGGAUCCACUGUUGUUUAUGCAGUACAAAGACUCGCUGAACGCGUUGAAUCAGAAAAACUGAAAGUAACCUGCAUACCAACCUCCUUUCAAGCAAAGCAGCUGAUAAUCAAACAUGGACUCAACCUUGGAGAACUUGAAACAAAUCCAAAUAUUGAUGUCACAAUAGACGGUGCUGAUGAAGUCGAUUCAAACAUGACACUUAUCAAAGGAGGGGGAGGGUGUCUGUUACAAGAAAAAAUUAUUGCAUCUUGUUCAAAGAAGCUUAUUGUUAUUGCGGACUAUACAAAAGAUUCUGUAAAACUUGGGGAUAGAUAUAAGAAAGGUGUCCCUAUUGAAGUUGUUCCUAUGGCCUAUGUUCCUAUUAAAAACAAAAUCAUAUCAUUAUAUGGAGGUGAAAUCAAGCUAAGAAGUGCUGUUGCCAAAGCAGGGCCUGUGGUUACUGACAAUGGAAACUUUAUCUUAGACUGGAUGUUUGCAAACCAAAACUUGGAUUGGGAGAAAGUCAAUAACACAAUAAAAUUAAUCCCUGGAGUUGUUGAAACAGGUUUAUUUGUGAACAUGUGCUGUAAAGCAUAUUUUGGCCAACCAGAAGGCAAUGUUGUUGAAAGAUCUGUUAUAGAAAAAUGAUUCGAGUUAAAACAUAGAUCGGAUAUAAGAAUAAUCUCAUUGUAUUUUCUUUUCAAGUUUUUUACUAUUAUUAAAAGUUUAUUCUCUAAACACUUUUGUUUGAGUUGAGC